Ambispora gerdemannii is the source of this 774-nucleotide messenger RNA. The record is from the annotation of a GenBank genome assembly. Lineage: Eukaryota; Fungi; Glomeromycota; Glomeromycetes; Archaeosporales; Ambisporaceae.
AUGACGAAUCCUGCAGAAGAGUUAUUCUCAAAAGAAGCUUUCGAUUUUUCUGAGUACUUUAUUAAACGAAUGAUACCACUUAAAGACCGAAAAACAAGAUGGCAUGAUCAGUUUAGAAAAGCAUUGGAAAAUAUUAGAUCUCGAAGUAAAAGUUAUCUGGAACAGAUGACAACCAAUGACCGCAACCACUUGAGAUCUUUUGCUACAACUGCAUUAAGAUCAGUGACUAAUUUCUACGAAAAAUUGAAAGUUCAGGUGCAAGAUAUCUCUGUAGCCAUACCAUUACAGAGACAUGGCUCAGUUCGUAUGGUUAGCCAUCUUGGGCAUAUAGUAUGUUAUAACCGAACAGGCCGGUAUAGGAAGCUCGAGUUCAGGACAUCUCCUGCUAUAGUGACAUCAGAAGCUAAAUUACUAUAUAAUGUUAAACUAAAACAAUUCCUUUCCUAUUUUUAUUUUGAGACUAAAAUUCUGGGUAAUGUUUCUGAAUGUAUUGAAAUAGAUUCACUUAAAGCAGAACAACUUCUAAAUAGGUUGAGCCUUGGUGAUGGCAACAAUGACAAGUAUGAUUUUAGAAAGAUUGAGAGAAAAAAUUAUGCUGAAAACACUUCAGCUGAUGAGUUAGAUUUAGAUCAUCCGGAGGAAAAGAUAAUUGAUGAAUUAAAUUCUGGAAUAUCAUCUGUUUGUGAAGAUGAACAUGAAAAUUUCUCAGAUGUCAAUUCUGAUAAAGAGUUCUUAGAAGAUCUCAAUACUACAGAUUGUACAGUUAAAGUUUGA